Plectropomus leopardus (leopard coralgrouper) is the source of this 787-nucleotide messenger RNA. It is a transcript of the gene rsph1, whose product is annotated as radial spoke head component 1. Gene Ontology annotation, cellular component: nucleus; motile cilium. NCBI's taxonomy places the organism in Eukaryota, Metazoa, Chordata, Actinopteri, Perciformes, Serranidae. The record is from RefSeq and is a predicted model, not a curated record. Gene Ontology annotation, biological process: spermatid development; axoneme assembly.
UAAAUCUUUACAUCAUCUUUACUAAGAGAGUUAGAGAGAAAAAUGUCGGAUGUCGGAUCUGAUGAGUUUGAUGAUGAACGCAGUAAACUCGGGGAAUAUGAAGGAGACCGAAAUGAAGCCGGAGAGAGACACGGAGUCGGUAAAGCUGUCCUGCCAAACGGAGACAUCUAUCAGGGACAGUACGAGAACGGCAGGAGACACGGACAGGGGACAUAUCACUUCAAGAAUGGGGCAAGAUAUGUGGGAGAUUAUUACCAGAACAUGAAACAUGGACAGGGCACCUUCUACUAUCCAGAUGGCUCCAAAUAUGAAGGAUCGUGGGUUGAGGACCUGAGACAGGAUCAUGGGGUCUACACGUACCCCAAUGGAGACACGUAUGAUGGAGAGUGGCUGAAACAUAUGAGGCAUGGUCAGGGCAUUUACCACUACCACGAAACUGGCUCAAAGUACAAGGGCUCAUGGGUGAACGGCAAGAUGGAGUCAGCUGGAGAGUACAUCCACUCUAACCACAGAUACAAGGGGAACUUUGUCAACAGCUAUCCGAAUGGCCUGGGGAAGUACGUGUUCGACAUCGGCUGUGAGCAGCAUGGCGAAUACCACCAAUCAGAGCAGGACCGGGCUGAGGGUGAGUGGGGCGAGGUGGCCUCCAACACCAUCCUCAAGUGGAUUCCUAAGUGUGUGACCGGUCCGACACUGUGGACUGCAGGCUCAGACACCUCAGGCGGGGAAAAGGAAAUCCCUUCAGCAGAGGAUGUGACAGAGAACUGACCUGUGCCAUCAUUCUACA